Cylindrotheca closterium is the source of this 1158-nucleotide messenger RNA. Lineage: Eukaryota; Bacillariophyta; Bacillariophyceae; Bacillariales; Bacillariaceae. The record is from the annotation of a GenBank genome assembly.
AUGUUGGACAAUCCGUAUCUAGUGCUCGGUCUUUCUCACGAUGCAUCCGAAAGUGACGUCAAGAAAGCAUACCACAAGGCAGCUCUCAAAUAUCACCCCGAUCGCCAGAUCAACCAGGAAAAGAAUGGCGAUGGCGCCAUUGAGAAGUUUACUGAGAUUAAAGAAGCUUAUGAAAUCUUGUCUGACCCUGUCAAGCGCUACGAUUGGCGACAGCAACAUGAGAACGGCAGUGCAAGAGCAACAAGAACAACAGCUAAGACACCUUUCAGUUCUUCUCGCGUACCGCCGCCACCCAACGCAUAUGAUUACACAAGUCCGGUAUCCAACUCGAGUAAACGAGCCGAAUUUAUGGCCAAGAAACACCACACCCAACAUGAAUCUAACAGAACUCCCUCUGUUUCUCCAGGGAGGAGUGCGAGACGAAAGAAGCGACAGAAUCAUUCUCCGGCGCCACGACGUUCGCCCAUGCGUUCUCCAAAAGCAUCGCCCAGAUCCGUACGACAUCCUGCAAGUUCAUCCCCUAGCAGCUGGGUCAAGCCACGUGUGAGAUCUAGUAGUGCCAAUGUACGGACCAAGCAUUUAUCCCAUUCACCAGUCUCUGUAGGCGCUGCCUGCUCUCAACGAAGAAAUGUGAGACGCUUGUCGAUGCCACACCGGCCACUUUCGGCUUCACCCCAUCGAAAGAAGCCCGAUAUGGUGCUACAGGAUGUACCGGAAGGAGUCUUCUUGCCAACCAUGGCCACCGCCAAUGGCAGAGGCUUUCGAAAAUCGGUAAAGAGAAAUUCUCUCCAGCCCGCACUCUACGAUGACAGGCAUGAUUCACCCCGCCAAGUCUUGCGACAAUCGGUUCGAAGGAAUUCUCUACAGCCUACACUCUACAAUAGCAGGCAUUCUCCCAGAAACAUUCCCAAACCACCAUUGCGCAGGAAUUCGUUGGAUCAUGGCGUCCAUGGUCGCAAAAAGCAUAUGGAACUAAAUGAAUCACCACCAAUCCGUAAGAAUUCGUUGGAGGAUGCUUCGUCUCGCAAGGUCAAGAAGACGGAGAAAAAGACAAAGAAAAGGAAGCCAAAGAGUCCAAAGUCCCAACCUCCUCCUCCACCUCGAAAAAGCAUGUUUGGAACAAAGAGCCUGAGCAUUCGAAAGAUAUUUACACAAUGA